AUGAGGCUUUUCACAGUUGAGUCCAUUGCAGAGGCGAGUGUGAAGGCUAUUGCCAUUGAGGGUAGGCAAAAGAAGGGUAACGAAACGAAGGGGGAUUCUAAACAAACGGGAGGACACGUAGCUGAUCGUUGCUGGGAGAAGUAUCCUUAUCUGAAGCCGAAGGGAUUGAAGAAAAAGGAGGAGAAGAAAGCAUACAUGGUAGCGCAGGGUCCGAAGGAAGUUCUCGGGAUGACAGAACCCAGCAGAAAUCUCAACCUUAUGGCGAGGAAGCAGGAGUCUGAGGAGAUCAAGAGACAAGUUCAGGAGCUUUUGGAGACAAGAGUGAUUGUGCUGAGUUGUUCGCCUUGCGAGUCUCUAGUAUUGUGGGUGCCCAAAAAGGAUGGAGGUUGGCGCAUGUGCGUGGACUACCGGGCACUCAACAAGAUAACCAUUAAGAAUCGCUACCCAUUACUACGGAUUGACGAUCUCAUGGAUCAGUUGGAGGGAGCAAGCAAGACCUGGGAGGAGCAUCUUAUUCAUGUUGAAAAAGUGUUUGAAGUGUUGCAGAACGGACAGCUGAAGCUCAAUGGGAAGAAAUGCGAGUUUGGGAAGGACGAGUUGGUGUAUCUCGGCUUCAUCGUGGGGAAGGGCCAGCGAAGAAUAGAUCCCAGUAAGGUGGCGGUGAUCACAAAGUGGCCGACACCUAGGAUAGUGACGGAGGUGAGAAGCUUCAUGGAAGCUUGCCAGUACAAGAAAGGGAUGACGAAUAAGUUAGCCGAUAUGUUAUCUCGUCCACCAGUGAGGGCACUUUUGGUGGUGACGCGCAUUCAGUCCUUGGUUCCUUUAGAGUAUGUACAGAUGUACACAUCCAGCAGAGAUUUCAGCAGUGUGUUUGAGCGGACGACGACUGGUCGAAAGGGAGAGUAUGAGAUUGGUGAGGAUGGUUUGUUGUAUCGCGGAACGUCGCUUUGCAUUCCGGAGGAUGGCGACCGAUUACAGUGGAUUCGAGAAGCACAUACAUCACAUGUGUAA
This is a messenger RNA of Asparagus officinalis (garden asparagus), 1011 nucleotides long. RefSeq lists its product as uncharacterized. The transcript has 5 exons. The record is from RefSeq and is a predicted model, not a curated record. Bases 1 to 1011 code for a protein of 336 amino acids. Lineage: Eukaryota; Viridiplantae; Streptophyta; Magnoliopsida; Asparagales; Asparagaceae.